UGCGCAACACCGCUGUCAAGCCGGUAGCCAUGUGCAGAACGCUCCGCCAGACAUCUGGCUUAGUGUGCUUUUCGCGGACGGAAAUGGCGUAAGGGUGCGAUGAAAGCGAACGGAUUAGGCGCCCCUCCCUCUUAUUCUCUACCCCGUUUUACUCAGUGUAGGGCUGGGCGCAAGGCAAGCCUCGCGCUGCGAGAGACGCUCUGUAACGGGUGUCUAGCGUGGAAAGGGACGAGUGAUUCCCAGUCGUCAGUUACGCCGUUUGCGCAGCCGUCGUUGGAGGAGAAGACCUAGCCAGCGCUUUUCUCCGCCCGUCGCCUCUGCGCUGUUGGCGUAGCGUGCCCCAAGAUGGCGUCGCGGUCGUCGUCGUUGGCGGCGGUGGCCGGAGCGCUGGCAGCAGCAGCGGUGCCGACGUGGGAAGAGCUGCGAGGGGGAAUGAAGCGGCGGGCGGAAGGUGGCAGCAUUAGUAGCGAGUAGCUGUCGCAGAAAGGGUCUCCCCUCUCCUCGGCGGCCGUGUGAGACAGACUCUCCGGGAUAGCGGGUCCCCCGCUCCCUCAGGCAGGGAGACCCCCGACCUUCUCCCCCACCCCACCUCUCCGCGCGCGCAGCCGACAUCCUUUCCUCGGUCUAUCCCGCCGCCGCCUUCUGCUUGGUGGUGGGGCAUCCCACCCCUUUCCCCUGAGCGGAGGAUGAUGAAGCUCAAGUCUAACCAGACUCGCACCUACGACGGGGACGGAUACAAGAAACGGGCGGCUUGCCUCUGCUUCCGCAACGAGAGCGAGGAAGAGGUGCUGUUAGUGAGCAGUAGUCGUCAUCCAGAUCGAUGGAUUGUCCCCGGAGGGGGUAUGGAGCCUGAAGAGGAGCCAAGUGUGGCUGCUGUGCGAGAAGUUUGUGAAGAGGCUGGAGUAAAAGGGACAUUAGGAAGAUUAGUAGGAAUUUUUGAAAACCAGGACAGGAAACACAGAACAUAUGUUUACGUACUUAUUGUCACAGAAGUGUUGGAAGACUGGGAGGACUCUUUGAAUAUUGGAAGGAAAAGGGAAUGGUUUAAGGUAGAUGAUGCCAUAAAAGUUCUGCAGUAUCACAAACCUGUGCAAGCCUCAUACUUUGAAACCUUGAGGCAAGGCUAUUUGGAAAACAACGGCACUCCUGUUGUGACCACAUCAUUCUCAAAAGAGAGCACACUGUCUGACAUCAGAUGACUGAGGAUGUCCUUAUAAGAGAAACAGAUUUUGAAAAGUAGACUGAAACUUGGAUUUCCCUUUCUUCUCCCCUCUCCUUGCCUCGUUCACAUGCUUCCUCUGCCAAACAAGACAUGUGCAGCAGCCUUUGGCAGAGCAAAUGUUUGAGUGUUGCAUUCUAGUGCAAAGUGGGGUUUUCUUGCUUUUUCUUGGAUAUGUAUUUUGUAAAACACAUCUUGUGCAUGAAGUGCCCCUUCCCUUAUUAACAGCAUUUUGACAACCGGAAGACCAAGGCUGCUAGUUUCACCUUUGCUUUGUCUUCUGAAAUGUCCCUGUGUGUAUUGUCCCAGCCAUAGCCAGACCUCUUGUCUUUUCAGUUAAAGAAGGCUGCAAAUGUGAGAUCAGUUCUUUAAGUCUUAGAUUUUGUACAGUAAGGUGCUGUUGAGAUCUGUGUGGUGGCCACUUUCUCAGCGCAUGUGUGUAUACUUUUUUAGAUGGAGAAACCUAACACUUUGAUUCUGCAGAUUUUUUUUAAACAUGGGUUGCUUCUGUAAAGGAGGGCUUCAUAAUCUUGUUUGCCUUGUUUUUUAAAGAAACUUUUUUUGUGACAGUGCUAGUGGCUGGGCCAGUUUGACUUUCUGCACCCUACUCCCUGACCCAAAUUUAGUACAGUGACACUUAAAGAAGAAGACCAAGUUACAAUCACUUGCAAGACCUCCCUGGUGCUCUGUUCUUUCUACUGUUUCUGCCAAUAUGUCAUCUUUUAACAUCGAACAGCAAUGCAAGGAAUUGAUCACCCUUCACUCAAAAACAUAUGGCCUCAGAAACUAAAUGAAUUCCAGCCUCAGUAAAUAGGAAUCAGGGAUUCAAACUGAGGUAAAAUCUAGUGAACUGGAGCAUCAAGCCUCAAUGCUUUCUGCUAGUCUGGAAUUGUUUAUCUUCUUGCUGCAUACUGCUGAUGUCUCUUCUUGUCCACAUGCCUUACACCAUACUGAACUGGAUAUUGUAACUUGUGCUAAAGCAUUGGAUUGUACUUUGAGUGUCACUGCAUGAUGGGAUGGUCACAUUGUGUCCCUGAAAAGAAAUCCAAGGGAAAACCUUCAGGUGUUCAAUCUCCUUUGUCUGUAGCAUUGCAGCACUUGUAAAUGCAUCACGGAGCAUGCUCAAAAUUGUAAACUUUAUCCCUCAAUGGCAAAGGUACAACUGCCUCCCAAGUUGAAAUGCUGGUGUGGAGAACUGUGUCAUUUAAUAGGAUAGUUUGCCUGAUGCAUUGGCACAUGUCACACUUUUGUUUCUAUUGAUGUAUGUUUCAUGCUGUCUUGAUUUGCCAACAGUGUUGUCUAGUUGGGAGACUUUGGAAAGGGUUAUGGGAGGGGGUGGGCAUGGGGAAAGUUUGGGGUGGGGCAUUAGUUAAUCCCUGGCUUGGGACAGGACCUAGUUGCUAUAUUUGGUGACUUCUUCUUUGUCAGAGUAUAGCCAAGAUGUGAAAUUAAAUCUGCAGUACUCCUAUUUAAUUGAUUAUUCUCUCUUCCCACUAAAUACUUAACAGCAUUAUAUAAAAAUAAAUAAAUCCUGAAAUAGCCAUGCAGCCUGAAGUAAUGUAAAUUUAGUAUAAUUUUUGAAAGGAGUUGUUGAAUUUGAAAUCCAAUCUUAUUUCUUUGCUUGAAUUCCCUGCUUUCAGUGAAUGGGAUAGCAUUCCAUAGUAUGGGAUCACAAAGACAAAUGUAAAGCCAGUGAUCACUAAUUCCAAAAACUCCAUACAGGAAAAGGCUGAAAGGCAUUAUUCAAGAAGUGGCUUAAACAUGACCAUCUAGAACAAAUACAAAAUUAUGCUUUGCCACUUCACUGCCCUUCAUCUUAAAAAUCAAACAAUAAAAAUAUUAACUCAAAGGGCUUGACUAGUGUCUUGAAGUAUACAGUAUGAUUUCUCAUAAGCUGUAUAUAUAGCAAACUGUUGCCUUCAGCUAAGGAGGGUUUGUGUGUCACUAAAUAGAUUAGAACAUGAAAGAUUGUUUGAAAGAGAACUGAGACUCCUGAAAGGGUGACUGCAGUUUUAAUAUCUAUAGCAUGCACACUUUUUAAAACUCUAAAAUGUUUUUAUAGGGCUGUUAAACUGACAAUUUAGGAUAGAAUGUUGUUGAUGACUUGCUAACAGCUUUUUUUGGGGAGUGGGGUCAGAAAAAAAUAAAUUGUGCCAAGAAAGUAGCUUAAUGUGGGAUGGAUUGAUGCUGUUUAUGCAACUACAUUGAGUGGCUGAUGUUUGCUUUUUCAACUGGAAAUGGAAGAUGCAGCUCCUGGGGUGCAUACAGUGGAUUCUUCAUCAACGGUAUAUUUUAAUCCAGUCUUUGCUCCUGUUUACUAAAAACUCACCUUUUCACCUACUUUUAAUGCACUAUAGAGUGAGUCCACAGCUUUCCCAAUAUCUCAGGGUAUUCUGUAAUAAAUGAAUCAUAGAACUACUUAAGUAAUCAUAAUGAAAACGUCACACCAAUGCACCUUUACAGAGCAUGUCUAAAUACACUGGAACGUCCUACAUUGGUAGACCAUGCAUCUGACAUAGUAUAAGUAAUUAGCUAUUUUGAUUCAAGUACAAUCCAGUGCUAAGUAGGUUGACAGACUCUCAGUUUAGAGUUGAAAUGUUUUAAACUUUCAUUUGAGUUAGACUUCAUGCUGGGCUUUACAUAAAAUGCAAUCACCUUUAGUCUGUACAUACAAAACACUUAGAUUUACAUAUUGUAAUCAAGUACUGCUGGCAAGUGAGGAAAAACAUGCUUGAUAUUAAAUUCUUCUCCUAUAUUAAGCUUUAGAUUUAAAUUAUGGCUGAGCACCCAACAUCCUAAAGAUUGCAUAUAGCCUCCAAACCACUCUAGUGCAUCCCAUGGACCCUUGGAACCCCAGCUUUCAUUUUUAUAAAUAACUUUUUAGUUGCAGAUUGGAGGUUGAAUAUUAAUUGCAAAAAUUUGCUGAACACAAGUUCAUAAAGCAUUCCUUGCUUUAGGAAAAAUGGUGGAACAGCCUGGGCAGUGUUAGAUAUUUGUUUGGAAUAUAUUUACACAUAAUUUGGUGCCAGUGCUUGCUCUCUUUAUGUCUGUCCUUUAGACACAAUCAAGGUGGGCAUUUCCAUUGUGCCUCCCAUAUUUUAGCCCUACUUAAAUCAAGGUUGCUAGUACUGCUUAAAUCUGUUCUUGGCAGUGAGCCUGCACAUAACUGCUGAGUAACCUUUGUGAAUCGGACACACAAGUAGGGUUGUGAGUGAGAAUGCACACACCCUGCUAGUUCUAUAUUUCUACAGUGUGGAGAGAAAUAGAUUUUCUUUGGGAGAAUAAAACCAGCUCCUGCAAUAAAAUCUGGCAUCCUGUUGUGAACAAUGCAAUAGUGAUUUUCUAAUAUCCCUUCUGUGUUUCAGUGUUCUAGAUUAGAAAGUCUGUGUGGUAUAGAGUAAAUAGAACAUGCUGGAGUAUCUUGAUGUAGCUCUUUUUUGAAUUAAACCUUGAAUUAGCUCCCUUUAGAUCUUCUGAAAGUUGAAAAAAAAUUCUUAUUUGAAGCAUUUAGCUAAGUUUAUCCUCUGGAUUUCAGAUGCAGCAUAGCUAUUUUCUUCCAAAAGCAUUCGGUUAGUUACUCAUAUUCAUACAAUCUCUUUUCUCUGUCCCCGCCAUCUCUCUUUCCCCAGAAAGCCCUCGUUUUGUUUACUCAUUUCAAAACUUGCCAAUAAGAAAAUUUAGUGCCAUGCUAUCCCAGUAGUAGUUACAUCAGAACUUAUAACUGGGAAAGUGUUUAGAGAUGUCGUCUGUCACAUUUUUAAAUUUAAGUAAGAGAAUGGAUUAGGCUUAAUUGUGACUCCUGCUAGAUAAUGAACUUAUUCUGAAAUCAAAAGCAUGGGAAUUGGAGUAUGUACUAAUGAAAAUUCUAGAAACAUUUUCUAGUGAUUCUGGAUUUGCUGUUUCUUAUGUUAAAAAUGUGACUUUUCCUAAAGGGGGCUAAGUUCAGUUCCAAUCAAAGAUUGUGUAUAUUUCUUAAUACUUAGUUUAUCUGUCAAUAUAGUUGUCCCCAGGCAUUGAGUAUUAAUGCUUGGGAGGAGAGAGAGAGAGAGAGAUGGUAGUAUUAUGGGCCUACUUUAUACUGAAGCGGUAUAUAUGUAUGUGUGCUCUAAUCCCUGAAAUAAAGAAGCUGCUUUGAGUACAGUUUCCCAUCUCUCAUGACAACAAAAGAACCACUAGUACACUUUUUUCCAGUGUGAUUGUUUGCUCAAUAUGAAGUAUAAAUUGUCCUGGUAGUAUGUGGGCACUCCUCCAGAACUGGGCACCAAAGGAGUUAAAGAUAUGUGAGUGUUACUUCCGUCAUAAAACACCACUUUGCUGAUUUUAACAAGCACAGAAACUUUUGAGACAUCUGCCAGGUGGCUGUUAUCCCUAUGCUGUAGUAAAAGUCAUUUGGGACUCCAGUUCUGGUGUACCACUUAUUUCAUUAGAGCAGUGAACUAUACACUGACAAUUGGUCACAUACCAAUGUCAUACGCAUAUGAGAACAUUUCACACAUGCAAGGUGGGAAAGGCAAUUUUUGCCGAUUCCUCACUUCUUUCUGCAUCCCCCAAAAACAUGUUCUUGAAGGUUCCCUAACUCUUAAGGAUGUAUUUCAGAGGCCAUCUGGGAUAGUAAAGGGAAGGGGGUAACUGGCAAAAAUGACCCCUUCCACCAUUAUAUGUGCAAAAUGUUCAAAUACAUGCAUGGUAUCAGUACCAGCCAGUUAACUAGUACUUCUUUCUUUCUCUACAAGUUUUUGUUUGGCUGCUAAAGUUGGUUCCUUGAAACUUUCACAUUUUUAUGGACUAAAUUGCCUUUAUCCAGCCCAAGUUUCAUGACUAACUAGUCUGGAUACUGCCUUCUGUACAAUACUGAGAAAACUCUCAAAGUGAAUGGAAAUUAUAAGCACUGAAGGGAAAUCUACCUUCCAGAUGUCUUUGAAGAUAAAUGUUGUUAUAUUCACUACAAUAUGUUGUUAAACCUUCUCAUGAUUUUUUUCUUUGGAAACCAAUUUCCAAAAGUGUUGUUCGUUGUUGUUUUCUUAGAGGUUCCAUACAAAUAGUGUGUAGUACUAUUAGGAAAAGCUUAUGCAAAAUGCAUAUCACAUUAUCAGACCCCAUUCCACCCUCAAGUUAUAUAUUUUGCAUAGAAGCAGCACAGGAUGGGAAUUAUCAGACUUUUCUGGUCAGUAAUCCAAUAGCCGUGGUUUAUUUGGGAAAUGAACAAGUGUGCGUGCCAGGGAAGCAGUUGUUCUCCUUCAAAAGGUUCGUCAUUUGGGAAAUUGUGCUGGCACUGUGCAUUCACAGAGCUGUUUCAUCAGCAUUUUGAGUAACUUCUUACCUAUAGUGUAGCUUCACUAUAAAGGGAAUAAGUAUAUGGUUUCUCUUUGUGGGCUCUGAAGAAAGAAUGGAGUCAUGAUACCUCUCCAGUUUUGUCCAAUCUAUUUGGUUAGGAUUCUAAAGCAUAUAAAAACAAGGAAGCAUAGUUGGUCUAUGCAUAAUGUUUGUAGCCUUGCUGCUUAGAGCCAGGGUUGAGCAGGCUUCAGGAUCACAGGAUUUAUUUAUUUAUUUUGAAUCUCAAUGACCAGUUUAUUAGAGUUGAGUGCAAAUAAUGACUCUUAUUGGAGAGGGUGGACUUAAACGUAUAAUUAAAGAUGAGAAGGAGAGAGUGAGAGCGUGCCAUUAAAAGCAGUCUGUUCCACCUAUGUAAAGAUGAGAUACCAAGAACUUUUGGCAGUCUUAGCAUUUUUUUGCAAGAAAGCAGUUAUUGAUGAUUACUUUGUAAAAUCAACAAACUGUCUUGCUUCAUCACAGUAGGUGUUGGCUAACAAAGAACAAAAUUUUCACCAGGGGCUUACCAGUUUUUAAGCAUACUGAAAAAUGGAUUAAUUUUGCUAGCAAUAAGAGGAGACCAGGAUUAUGGAAGGAACUAAACAUGGCUUGUUAACACUGCGAAGUCUGAUUAAAUUAUCCAAAAUGGAGGCUGUCCCAAUUAAUUCAUUAUAGAUGCCAAACAAUAAGAUUGCCAACAGAGGCAAACCUAAUAGUUUAAUCUUUUGCUAUUCCUACUGAAAUUGUUAGGAAAGAGUAGCAGCCUGAUUUUCAGCUUGCACAUAUACAAAGCAGCCUUUGGAUUGGUGUGGGAAAGGAAUUACAAACUACCAGCCAAUGAUGUAAAAUGACUAUGCACUUGAAAUAUAGUUUGCUGUUCUGUAUCCACAGUUGGAAGGGCCUCAGUUGGUGCGAUAUCUUUACUUCCUGCCAACUCCAUGACCUCAUGCUGCAGCUGUGCACACCAAGAAAAGGGGCAUUUCAAAUGGUGUGUGUGUAGAAAGGCUCAUAGUAGCUUAUGCUAACAAAACCCACACUCAGAAAUAUUUGUGAUUAUCAUAUGAGAAACCCCUCAAGUUCUUUUGAUUAACAUUUAGGUAAGUAAUGAAAGUAAUCAUUCCAGAAAUCAUGGUAUAAUUUCACAAACUCUUAUAAAGCUGCUCUUAGGUGCUAUCAGUUUCUCCUUAGUAGUAUUCUGGAGAAAUUCUGGUAAGAUACCAUAGUGCAGUGAUCUUCACUGUUUUUCAGAUGGGGGCUACUUUGGCAAAAAAAAAAAAAAAAAAACCAAACAGCCACCUUCAAUGUAAGAGUCAUUUCCCACUGUAUGACCUCUGUACAAUAUUGUGCUUUUCUCAGUGCUGAGAGGGCUCUUUAAGAGAAAUGGAACCGCCUCUUAAGAGCUCUAGAAGGCAAGCACUGGGAAUGGCUACACUUGGUAGCAUUCUUCACACCUUCCAAAAUGGUACAGGGGCUCAAGAAGGCACUGUUUCCCUUAAAGGAGCCCACCCCACACUGGGCAAAACACAGCACUGCACAUUGAGAAUGGUUGUCUUCAUGUGGUGCUGAGGGGGACUGUGCAGAGUAUUCAGCUUUGGCCAAAGCGUCACACCGGUCCAACAGACAAUUAGUCAGGAAACCACACUUAGGGUUGAUGGGGGCUGCAAUGAAGAAUGGGGCCUUACUGCCAUAGUGUGUAUGUCCACAUUGGGAAACUGGAGGCUACCUGUGCAGCUUAAGAUUUCAGUUAAUAUACCACAUUCCUGAUCAACUCUGAUAACCAAACAUUUUCUUUUGGCCCUGUUUCAGAGGAAGAACUAGGAGAAUGUGAACGUGCAUGGUUUCUUGUAAAAUCUUUAAAGCAACUGCAUGGAGCUGUUGAAGAGACGUUAUUUCUGAGUCCUUGCACCUCGUUUUAUUUACUGUCUUGUUUUGCCUCCUGUCUACGAUGGUGGAUGAGAUGAAUAAAAUAUUUGAGGACCACUCUGCCAAACGUCACCUGCGUCCCUUAUGCAUGGAAAGAGGUAGACUUUUAUGUUCUCUUACAUUCCACAAAACUGUCAGGUUUACCAAGCAGUGUCGGAGGGAGAAAAAAUGGUCAAGGGGAUUGAAGUGGGGUUGUAGCUCAGUAGCAGAGCACAUCUUUUGCAAGUAGAAGGACCCACGUCCAAUGGCGGGGCAAGAUGCCUGUCUGAGACCCUGGAGAGCUGCUGCCAGUCAGUGUAGGAAGCAGUGAGGUAGACAGACUAAUGGUUUAAUUCGAUAUAAGGCAGCUUCCUAUAAGGUUGUAUGACUUGAAAAUACUGCUUUCAUCAUGUGUGUUAAUGCUAGCAUUUGCACCUCCUGAUCUCUGUUUUUUUAAAAAUGAAUACCUAAUUUGAGAGAGAAUCCUUUAAAUGAGGGAUUUCUUCCUAUGGAUUACAGCUGAAUUCUGCCAAACGCUUACUUCAUGUCCAGACAGAUACUAUAUUUUAGUGUGCCCUUUGAGAAAUGAAACUGCCCAAAUGGACAGCUCACUCAAGGAAGGCAGGGUGCAGCUAUUUUGAGACAUGAAGUUCAAUAACAUAUACGUCAAAUGGCAACUAUGGGAAUUGGCCCCAAGAUGAACUCUUGCCCCAUCUUUAAUAUUGCUGUCUACAACAAGACAGGCUAAAGAUGAGACCUUGGGUUUCUAUGGACCAUAUGAUUUAUGAAUUGGAAUAGAAUUAAAACCUUAAUAUAAGCUUCAUCGGAAUUAUUUCUAAUGACACUUAGUAGUGGCUGUUUGCCUAAAUUAGAUUGUUUAAAUCAAAAUAGAGGAAAUGAACAACUCCCUUUUUGCUUGAGGGAAGAAACAUUUACAUAAUUACUCUGAAUUGCGAUAUCAAGUGAGCAGUGCUACUCAGUUGCUUAAGCUUGAGAUGGGAAUGCCUUCUCUCUACUUCAGGAAUUUUACUUCCAGUUCCAGCUCUGUGUUCAUGGUGACACUAGGUAAUUCCCUUGACUAUGGACCAGAAUUAUAGUUCAAUAAUUCUGAGCUACAUGCUUUGCAUGAAGAAGGUCCUAGUUUAAAUCCUAGGCAUCUCCCAGUUAAAUAACCUUAGCUAGUGGAGCUAUAGAAGACCCCUAUGUUGAGACAUCAGAGAUCUGCCAGUUAGAGUGAAAAAUACUGAGUUACAUGUCUGACUUGAUGUACUGAGUAUACAGUUUCAUGUAUACAGUACUCUGUCUCAGAAUUCUACAUGUAAAAUACAAUUAUCAACUUAGUCUUGUAUGAAGCUUGUUCAGAUUGAUAUCAAAUUGCCAAGUCAUGUGUUUUAGUAUGUACUGUGUAUUGUUUAGUUUGAGCAUUUAUUACAAAAACAUGAACAUUUUAGUUUCCUUAACAAUGAAAGGAAUAUGGCAUAAUGCAUCUCUUGCAAUAAUGUCAUAUACAUGCAAUUGCGUCCCCUUAAGCUGCAGCUCCUUUUUGAAUUGUUCAGGCUUUUUCCUUCCCUGAUUUCGUGUCAGAGGAAGUGGAUAAACUUUGCAAAUACAUUUAAUGGAAAACCUAGCAAAUUUCACCUUAAAAACUAAGUGUAAAGACUUAUUGGAUACUGGGCUGAUCUUUCUGGAUCAAUUUACCUGGGACUUUAGCCCAUUUUACUCUGUUAGAAUUGAGCCCAGUACUGAAAACAGUAUAAAAGGCUGUCAUUGCAGAGAACAUUAUUGCUUGUCAUGAGCCUCUUGGGUGUCUAGCUUGGAAAUUCUGGGAUCAUGGGCUCUAUUGUCAGUACCAAUAGAAGAAGCAUUCUUUUGUGAUGAGAAUUUUGAAAACCGGGCUGUAUCCUGUACAAAGUCAAAUUCCAUCAGGAUUCCCUCUUCAUGUUAGCUAGCCUGUACUGCACAGUGCCAUGUAUUUGGUGCCACAAAUAAUGCACAUAGAAUUGGCACUAACUUGAUACCCUCUUAAACAAAAUUAUGUUAAGGAAAACACACAUUGAGACUAACUAUUGUAGCGUUGCCUAAAUGACUGGGGUCUAUAACCUAACAUUUUGCUUAUCACAUAUUCUCGCAAGGCCAUGGAUUUAAAGGUAAUAGCCCUUAGUACCCAGCACUACAUGUGAAACGGUAUCUAGCAUAUUUAAUACUCUCUCUCUCUUUUUCUCUCUUAUUCUUUUCUUAUUCUAUUCUUAUUCUUUUACUGUGUCUCAUUUAAGAUAAAUCCUUUUGAUGUAAUAGCAAGUAUUUCAAGAUGAAUAGUGUUAAUAAAAAUGGGAUAUAAGAUUGGCGAUGAUGGCAAAAAAGGGGUACCUCUACACACAUAAUAUUUUGGACCUUUCCACGGGGCCAGCCAGUGCAAGUCUCAACCACAUUUUGGUCUUUACACACCACCGGGUGUGUGCACGUGCGUGCAUGGAUAUGUACAUGCACACCCCUAGAUGAGGGCUCCCACUCAAGAGUUGCAUCAUAAGCUGUAUCUAGGAGGUCCCAUGGCACUUGGGCAACCAACAACAGUAGUGUGCUUUCUGGAAGAACAGCAUACUUCCUGAUACAAAGUAUUACAGUUGUGUUAAAGGUAAAGUGAGCCAUCAAGUCGAUUUCAACUCCUGGCACCCACAGAGCCCUGUGGUUUUCUUUGGUAGAACACAGGAGGAGUUUACCAUUGCCUCCUCCCGUGCAGUAUGAGAUGAUGCCUUUCAGCAUCUUCCUAUAUCGUUGCUGCCCAAUAUAGUACCAGUGAGGAUUCAAACUGGCAACCUUCUGCUUGUUAGUCAAGCAUUUCCCUGCUGUUCCACUUAAGGAAAUGUGAUAUCCCUGUAACAGCAGCACAUGAGAGCUACAUACAGUGAAAGUGGGGAAAGGCUCAAAAUGUUGAGUGGAAAAUUUUAUUUGGAACUUAACUUGGAUGAGAUUAAGACUUUCCAGUGAAGCCAACACUAGUAUUCCAAGCCCUGCAACUCAGGCUAAAAUGAUAAGGUUAAAUGUUCAAUCUUUCUUGUACACAACUUGUAACUAUUAAGCAAAGAAGCUGAACAAAGAAUGUUGCCUCUGCCUUGGCUAACUACCAAGUAAGUCAUACAAGUGAUGUCAUUUGUCCAUUUACAAGAACUUCUUCAUGAAAGUGAACUUUGGCUUGAAUAGGAAUUGCUCUGAAAGAGCCUUAUUACUAGCCAGUUUUUAUUCUUCUUCUCUAGUCCCCAUCCCCCAUUAACUCUGUAGAUGUUUUAAGUGAGAACCCUUAUUUUCUUUUGGAGUAACAAUCUUAGCAGCCUAUUCCUCUUUUUAAAAUAGUGAUUAUUUUGGACCUUAUGAAAGUUAUUUCCUAUGAAUGAACAUGCUUGGGACAACACCCAUCUGCUUAUACUGAUAGGUUUUACAUUGCCCAAGUUGCCCACUUUUGAUCUGGCUUUCAGUAGUAAUCUGUCUUUUGUAAUCAUUUUUUUGUUUGAAGCUGAUACGGAAAUUCACAACAUGAAGUUAAUGCACUGCUUUUCCUGUUAUGGAGCAAUGCGUCCUUCACUGUAGAUUUUAAUAUUUUUUUCAACAUGUGUCUAAGGUCUCUUGUUAUGACUGUACUUGAUACAGUCCACUGGAAACAUGACAACUUUAAAACUUUUUAUUUUAUUUUUAUUUAUUACAUUUAUAUCCCGCUCUUCCUCCAAGGAGCCCAAAGUGGUGUACAUGGUUGUGUUGGAGGUUUUCUACUGACAUUGAACCAAGGCACUGUGUACAGGUUGUAUAUGCAAGGUUUCCAGAAAGUAUACUACAGUAUACUUUUAAACGUUAAAAACUGCUCUCAACUGAGUCUUGAUGCAAAAAGUAAAAUAAACACCAGCAAAAGACUAAAUAUCCAGGCAGAGAGCUGUGAAAUGUCUGUUAAAGUGCCAAAUAGCACUUUCAGUAACACUGCACAGAAAUCUCUCCAGUGAGUUUGAUUUGAGCACAAAUUUUCUUGAAUAUGUUCAUCAUUCCAUUGUGUAACCCAAGACCAAAAUGUGUCUCAAUGACAGAGAUCCAUCAUCCUGUUUAAUAGACUCCUGCUGGUGUAUGACUCUGCCUGAAAUGGUUUAUUUGUACUUAAUGGUAAAGGGCAAAACAUUGCAAAGUUGUUGUCACUUGGACUAUAUAUUGCAGUUUAAUUUAGGUUAAUCCUAAAUGCACAGUGCGACUGUUUUGAAAACUUGUUUCAGCACCAGAUAUUAUCUGAGAAUUGAUACAACUGGAAGGUUAGAGUGCAAAUGUGUGUUUCCUAAUUAAUAUACAUUUACAAGGAAAAGUUAAUGAUGUUUAUUACAUCUGAGGGCCAGAUAUUGGUUCAAACUGUUUUUAAGCAACAUCUGUGACACUGCUUGUGUGUUAAGGCUACAUGUUUGUGUAGACGGAACACACACCUACUUGAUUGUGUGUACAUAAAACUCCUCCAUGUUUGUCAGACUUCUCAUAAAGUGUAAAAGCUUCUUUUUGUUAUGGUUUCAGCCUUUAAAAAAAAAUCUUUCACUUCUUUAAAUAAAAUCUUGUCUGUGUUGGGCCAGGUACCCAAAUAAUGUGACUGUUGUACAAGUGAAGUCAAUAGAAUGGUGCUCCUUUGCUUCAGGAGAGGAUCUGGGUCCUGGUGUUCAUACAAAGUUAUUUUUCUCUCUCAAAAUAUUUCCCUUGGUGUAAGAGUUGUGUGUUUAAAAAAAAAAAAAGACCCCCUUUUUAAAGCUAGAACUCUUUUUCCAUUGGACAAGUUUAGGUUAUAAUCUAGUGCUGCCAACCAAUAAACACAUCACUAUUUAACAUACAA
Hemicordylus capensis (graceful crag lizard) is the source of this 13274-nucleotide messenger RNA. It is a transcript of the gene NUDT3, whose product is annotated as nudix hydrolase 3. Lineage: Eukaryota; Metazoa; Chordata; Lepidosauria; Squamata; Cordylidae. Gene Ontology annotation, molecular function: bis(5'-adenosyl)-hexaphosphatase activity; bis(5'-adenosyl)-pentaphosphatase activity; endopolyphosphatase activity. Gene Ontology annotation, cellular component: nucleus; cytoplasm. The record is from RefSeq and is a predicted model, not a curated record. Gene Ontology annotation, biological process: adenosine 5'-(hexahydrogen pentaphosphate) catabolic process; diadenosine pentaphosphate catabolic process; diadenosine hexaphosphate catabolic process. The transcript is spliced from 5 exons. Bases 687 to 1199 code for a protein of 170 amino acids.